AUGGACAUUAAAAACAAGUGUUUUGUUCCUCACGACCUCCGUCCAAUUUUGGAGGCAUUAGCGCGUGAAGUACUCAGAAGUCAGCCAUCAGAUGUCGCUGAAUUCGGUCACAUGUUUUUCGAUGAGUAUCUGAAGCAUCGUAAAGGCAAGUUAUAUGCAUCAUUCUACAAAAUGAAGUUAAUAAUAAAAAUGAUUAUUUUUCCAGAAAACCGCAACAUCUUGAAGGACCCAGCUGCCUACGAGGUCUUCCGAGCUGAUCUUCAGAAGAAGUUUGCUGAAGUGGAGCGUCCAUCGAGUCCAAUGGAUUCAGCUGCCACAAAAAUUCAAGCGGCCUUCAAGGGACACUUGGUCCGUGCUCAUCCGGAGAAGUACGGAAUGGCUACUAGAACUACAUCGUCGGAGAAACUUGACUCUGACAACAAGAAGGACCAAAAACGUCACUCGGUUGGAGGCUACACCAUUGAAAUGGAUACUCCGGAAGAUAGAGCCGCAACGAAAAUCCAAUCUGAAAUCCGCGGAUUUCUUACUCGCAAGCAUGUUGAUAAGAUGAAGAAGGAGGACACUGAAGCUGCUACCAAAAUUCAGGCUCAUAUUAGAGGAUUCCUGACACGAAAGCACUUGGACCAAGAGGGUCUCUCUCCAUCCAGAAGUCGCUCUUCUCUCCAAUCCGAUCACUCCGACGUCAACUGA
This is a messenger RNA of Caenorhabditis remanei, 690 nucleotides long. RefSeq lists its product as uncharacterized. The record is from RefSeq and is a predicted model, not a curated record. The transcript is spliced from 6 exons. NCBI's taxonomy places the organism in Eukaryota, Metazoa, Nematoda, Chromadorea, Rhabditida, Rhabditidae. Gene Ontology annotation, molecular function: calmodulin binding. The coding region runs from base 1 to 690 and encodes 229 amino acids.